CACCCUCGAUUGCAUAAAUGCACACCAAAGCCAGAUAACUCCUCUUUAUAGUUAGAAACGCCUCUAGACUGUCCAGCUUUCCUUUCAUGCAAUAGCAAUUCUCACCCAUUUGCCCAUUUAAAACCCAUCAAUCUCAUCACCCUCUCUACAAUCCCACCAAACGAAACUCAACUUCUUCUUCUCCUCUCUCUCUCUCUCUCUCUCUCUCUCUCUCUCUGUGAUACGAAAACAACAGCAACAGCUACUACUAUGGUGGUUCUGUCUCAGCCAGCAUUAGACCGCUACUCUCUGAUCAAAACAUGCAGCAAGCCCACCAGCUUGUUGACUGGAAUUCCAGUGGUGGACCUCUCAGACCCUGAGGCCAAGAACCUUGUUGUCAAGGGCUGUGAGUUUGGAUUCUUCAAGGUCGUCAAUCAUGGCUUCCCAAUGGAGUUCAUAAACAGGUUGGAAGCGGAAGCCCUGAGGUUCUUCAACUCACCCCAGUCUGAGAAAGACAGGGCUGGCCCUCCUGACCCAUUUGGUUAUGGCAGCAAGAGAAUUGGACCAAACGGUGAUGUGGGUUGGAUUGAAUAUAUCCUCCUCAACACCAAUCCCGACGUCAUUUCCUACAAAUCCCUCACCCUUUUCAAGGAAAACCCACAAAUUUUUCGGUCUGCUCUGGAUGAUUAUAUUUCGAAAGUGAAGAAGAUGGCUUGUGACAUAUUGGAACUCGUAGUUGAUGGCUUGGGGAUUGAGCCAAGGGAUGUGUUGAGCAGGCUUUUGAGUGAUGAGAAAAGUGACUCGUGUUUCAGGCUAAACCACUAUCCACCAUGCCCGGAGCUCCAAACAUUGGGUGGACGAAAUUUGAUUGGAUUUGGGGAGCACACAGACCCGCAGAUAAUUUCUAUCCUAAGAUCUAACAGCACCUCUGGCCUGCAAAUCUGCCUGAGAGAUGGAACAUGGGCUUCAGUCCCACCUGACCCAACCUCCUUUUUCAUUAAUGUUGGUGAUUCUCUUCAGGUAAUGAGUAAUGGAAGGUUUAAGAGUGUGACGCAUAGGGUUUUGGCCGACCAUGCAAAGCCAAGGAUUUCAAUGAUCUACUUUGGAGGGCCACCUUUGAGUGAAAAAAUAGCACCUUUGCCGUCACUUGUGGGUGAAGGAGAAGAAAGCUUGUACCAGGAGUUCACAUGGUGUGAAUACAAAAGGUCUGCAUACAAGUCAAGGUUGGGCGAUUAUAGGCUAGGUGUCUUCGAGAAAUCUACAACCCAAUGAUCGAUCUGGUCAAAUUUCCCCAUUUUAGCAAAUAUAGGAUUUUGUCAAUGCUCACAAUAGGUACGUUUAAAAAAGUUUGACCCAACUUGCCAUAGAUGGAAAACGUACAGGAUGUUCUUUAUCGUCUUCUUUCUUUUUUAACCUUUUUUUUUUUUUUUUAACCUUUUAAUUUAAAUGUAGCAACAGCCACCUUCUACCAUUAA
Molecule: messenger RNA, 1454 nt
Organism: Alnus glutinosa
Lineage: Eukaryota; Viridiplantae; Streptophyta; Magnoliopsida; Fagales; Betulaceae
Product: gibberellin 2-beta-dioxygenase
Exons: 3
Coding region: 250-1251 (333 amino acids)
Biological process (GO): gibberellin catabolic process; response to light stimulus
Source: RefSeq, a predicted model, not a curated record